Messenger RNA from Drosophila elegans, 670 nucleotides. Its product is annotated as lysozyme. Bases 61 to 540 code for a protein of 159 amino acids. Gene Ontology annotation, molecular function: lysozyme activity. The record is from RefSeq and is a predicted model, not a curated record. NCBI's taxonomy places the organism in Eukaryota, Metazoa, Arthropoda, Insecta, Diptera, Drosophilidae. The transcript has 2 exons.
UGGCUGAUCAAUCGCGGAACGCAUCGAAUCGGAAGUGAAUACAUAUCUCGCAGCUAAGCAAUGCAUUGUAGACAUAUUUUAUUUUUGUUUGUUGGCCUAACAAUUGGCGGGAAAUGGGUGGCAGCUGAGAAAGCGAAACCCAUUACAGAAACUUGUCUGGUUUGCAUGUGUGAGGCUUUGAGUGGGUGCAAUGCCACCGCUGUGUGUGUGAAUGGGGCAUGCGGCAUCUUCAGGAUCACCUGGGAUCAGUGGGUGGAUUCGGGAAGGUUGACAAUAGAAGGCGAUUCGCCCUUGACGGAUAGCUCUUUUACCAACUGCGCCAACGAUCCUUAUUGUGCAGCGGACACUUUGCAGAGCUAUAUGGUCAAGUACGGACAAGAUUGUAACAAUGAUGAGAGGGAGGACUGCUACGAUUAUGGAGCCAUUCACUAUAUGGGUCCUUUCAAUUGCAAAGCGGAUAUGCCCUUUACCUACGGCAAUAUUUUCAAUCGCUGUUUGAGAAGCGCUAUUCGGGAUGGAAAGCCUCAGAAAUCAAACUAAAACCCCUUACCUAGUAAAUAGUAACGAACUUAUGAGGAAGAGUCGUCGUAAUUUAUGUGCGAAAAUUGCAUUGCUAAUAUAGGCUUUUAUUUUGAUUAAUAAACAAGUGGCUUUCAGCCAAGUAAGAUCA